GCUGACGUUAUGCCCGCUCUGUGUGUGUCCUUGAUGGCAACGUAUAAAAGUCCAGGAGCUGCUGGAAGCCGCAGAAGAGACGAAGAGCGACCAAGACGUCUUCAUCCAGAACCAGAAGAACAGCAGCAGCAAUAAGAGGAGAAGAAACAAACGCUGGAUCAUGUGUCCUGUGUGGCUAUUGGUGGCUGUGGUGAUUGUGGGCGGGGCCACAGGAGCUGUUAGCCAAUGCUGGGAGCAUCCGAGCUGCCAGGACCUGAACUCUGAGAGCGGCAUGAUGGAGUGCAUCCACGCCUGUCACUCUGACCUCACCGCUGAGACCCCCCUCAUCCCGGGGGAAGCCCACCUCCUGCCUCCCCCGCCUCCCCCCUCAGAGCUCUCCCCCUUCCCCUCCUCCUCCCCCCAGGCCAAGCGCUCCUACUCCAUGGAGCAUUUCCGCUGGGGGAAGCCCGUGGGCCGGAAGCGCCGCCCGGUCAAGGUCUACACCUCCAACGGCGUCCAGGGGGAGUCCACCGAGGUGUUCCCCGGAGAGAUGAGGAGGAGGGAGCUGGCCAAUGAGCUGCUGGCAGCAGCCGAGGAGCAGGAGGUGAUGGAGGAGGCAUCGGAGGAGCACCACCGGCUCCUGGGGGGCCUGCAGGAGAAGAAGGACGGUUCAUACAAGAUGAAGCAUUUCCGCUGGGGGGGCCCGCCGGCCGGGAAACGCUACGGAGGGUUCAUGAAGAGCUGGGAGGAGGGGCGCCAGAAGCCGCUGGUGACGCUCCUGAAGAACAUCAUCAACAAGGAGGAGCAGGUGUUCGUGUGAGAGGAGGAGCAGGUGUUCAGCAGCGACCAAUAAAAAGCUGAGAAACUUCUGGAUGUGACGUGAUUUUCCCUGACAUGAAGGCAAAGCGAUGAAGAUGUUUUGAUAUUUAUUGUUUCAUGUAAAUAACUGUAUUUAUUACAUAUGAAAACAAAGAGUUAUUUGCAAGCAAAA
Cyprinodon tularosa is the source of this 970-nucleotide messenger RNA. Its product is annotated as pro-opiomelanocortin-like. Bases 161 to 799 code for a protein of 212 amino acids. Gene Ontology annotation, cellular component: extracellular region. The transcript has 3 exons. Gene Ontology annotation, biological process: neuropeptide signaling pathway. Lineage: Eukaryota; Metazoa; Chordata; Actinopteri; Cyprinodontiformes; Cyprinodontidae. The record is from RefSeq and is a predicted model, not a curated record. Gene Ontology annotation, molecular function: neuropeptide hormone activity.